UGUAUGUACCCACUUAUUUCUCUCACGUCUCACGUUUUAUCUACCUCUCAUGGUUGCAUCCAUUUCUAGUCUAACCCUCACGCAAAGAAAAACUAUAGCAACACAAAUAGAACAAUAAUUCCCCAAAUCAGUAACUUGUAUGGAGUAAUACCCUAUAGAAAUUAAUAAUUCAAUGAUUCUCCAACACAAACAAUCAUACAAAAACACAUAAAAUUCAAAUUUAUCAAUUUAAAUUGGUGUGUAGGGAUCAAUCCUGGUUUAGUAUCACAUCAACAAUACCCCUAGAUUUUUCUUCCUCACAUAUGAAAUAUCAUGAUAGCAGUAAACAAUCCAGCAUAGAGGAAGACUCAUGGCGGAAUGAGAGCCUUGAUGGUGUUUACGGCGGAGGAAUGCUUCAUGGCCUUAGGAGUGUCGGUUACGUCAUAUUUUAACUCAAACCGUUAGAUAAAUCUAUUGGUAUACAAAAGUGGUUCAUCAAUGAACUACUUAUUUGAUAUUUAUCUUUAAGCCAUUAACCGUUUGUUUUAGACAUAUAAUGUACAUAGUAAUUUAAAAAUCUUUCUAUAACUCAGAGAUUUGCAACUAAUUAAAUAAAUUGCAUUCCUUGUAUAGAAAUAACAGCACAUACUUACUUGAAUUCGAAUCAUUUGACAUUUUUUUUCUAUAUAAAGCCAGACACUGUCAUAAUCAUCAUUCAUUAGGACCACCAACUCGAAGGUGAAGUAAGAUUGUACACACAUUGAUAGAAGUGAAGAUGGGAAUCAAAGAGGAUGUUGAGGGUGGUAAGAAGAGAGGAGUAACAGAACCAUUGUUAGGGGAAAACAAUAACCAACUUGUCAAUGAAACCAAAGAUCAUCAUCAUCAUCAUCAUAAUCAUCCAUGGAUGGUUUACUUCACCACAUUCAUUGCUGUUUGUGGUUCUUUUGAAUUUGGUACUUGUACUGGAUAUUCAUCUCCAACUCAAGAAGCUAUCAGGAAGGAUCUUAAUCUGUCUUUGGCUGAGUACUCCUUGUUUGGCUCCAUCUUGACUUUCGGUGCAAUGAUUGGCGCAAUAACAAGUGGACCAAUUGCUGAUUUAGUCGGCCGAAAGGGGGCAAUGAGAGUAUCAAGUGCUUUCUGUGUUGCAGGAUGGCUUGUUAUUUAUUUUUCAAAGGGUCCAGUUCCUUUGGAUAUUGGGAGACUAGCAACAGGAUAUGGAAUGGGAGUCUUUUCAUUUGUGGUUCCUAUCUUCGUAGCAGAAAUCUCACCAAAAGAACUCCGAGGAGCCCUCACUACCUUAAAUCAGUUCAUGAUUGUUCUUGGGGCAUCCGUGUCAUUCGUAAUUGGAACAGUACUUUCAUGGAGGGCUUUAUCUUUAAUUGGACUUAUUCCUGCUGCUGUGUUGCUUUUGGGUCUAUUCUUCAUUCCAGAGUCUCCUAGAUGGCUGGCAAAGAGAGGACGGUCGGAAGAUUUUGUGGCUGCAUUGCAAAUACUUCGUGGUAAAGAUUACGAUAUAUCUCAAGAAGCAGAAGAAAUUCAGGAUUAUAUAACUAGUUUAGAAAAACUUGCAAAACCGAAGGUGUUGGAUUUGUUUCAAAAAAGAUAUUUACGCUCACUCACGAUCGCAAUAGGGCUAAUGAUCUGCCAGCAAUUAGGUGGAAUCAAUGGAAUUGUAUUUUAUGCCAGCAGUAUUUUUGACCUAGCAGGAUUUCCUUCCACGGCCGGGAGUAUAUAUUUUGCUAUUAGUCAGAUUGUAAUCACAGCUGUUGGAGCAACCCUCAUAGAUAAAGCAGGCAGGAAGCCUCUACUAUUGGCAUCUGGAUCGGGACUGGUUGCAGGAUGUGUGUUUAUCGCAGUUGCAUUCUAUCUUAAGGUUCAUGGUGUGGGUGUCGAGGCAGUCCCAGCACUUGCUGUAACCGGCAUACUUGUCUACAUAGGAUCAUUUUCAAUAGGAAUGGGAGCAGUUCCAUGGGUCGUGAUGUCUGAGAUAUUUCCUGUGAAUAUUAAAGGACAGGCCGGAAGCAUAGCCACGUUGGUGAACUGGUUUGGUGCAUGGCUAUGCUCCUAUACUUUCAACUUUCUCAUGAAUUGGAACUCUUAUGGUACAUUCAUUCUUUAUGCUGCAUUCAAUGUAGUAGCUAUAUUAUUUAUAGUUUUAGUAGUUCCAGAAACCAAAGGUAAAAGCCUUGAACAAUUACAAGCAGCCAUUAAUGCAUAGGAAGCUUGCGAUUUGCAGUGUUUGGUGGAACAACAUAGGAUGCAAGAUGGUGGUUGAAUAAGUAGCCUAAUUUUUUUUAGUCUGUUUGGUUUUAUAUUUGAUUAUUGAAUUCACUAUUGUUAUAAUUCACAUUCAUUGUGCUGAUGUAAUUGAUUCAUGAAACAUACUCCAAAAACAACCUAAACAAUCCUAUCAGAGUUUUUUUA
Vicia villosa (hairy vetch) is the source of this 2403-nucleotide messenger RNA. RefSeq names its product sugar transporter ERD6-like 7. NCBI's taxonomy places the organism in Eukaryota, Viridiplantae, Streptophyta, Magnoliopsida, Fabales, Fabaceae. Gene Ontology annotation, biological process: carbohydrate transport; transmembrane transport. Gene Ontology annotation, cellular component: membrane. Bases 755 to 2197 code for a protein of 480 amino acids. The record is from RefSeq and is a predicted model, not a curated record. The transcript is spliced from 18 exons. Gene Ontology annotation, molecular function: sugar transmembrane transporter activity.